This is a messenger RNA of Neurospora crassa OR74A, 1622 nucleotides long. Its product is annotated as polyamine acetyltransferase. Gene Ontology annotation, cellular component: cytoplasm. Gene Ontology annotation, molecular function: aralkylamine N-acetyltransferase activity. NCBI's taxonomy places the organism in Eukaryota, Fungi, Ascomycota, Sordariomycetes, Sordariales, Sordariaceae. The record is from RefSeq and is a predicted model, not a curated record. The coding region runs from base 416 to 1279 and encodes 287 amino acids. The transcript is spliced from 4 exons.
UGACGAUCCAUCUUUCCUUGGGACUUCUGGACGUUUAUGUACCUCCACAAUUGGAGGGACGGGGGGCAAGUUGAAGGUCCAUUCCCCUUUCAGUUGCUUGCACUCGUAGGUCACCUGGUCAUAGAGUUUAAAACCGGAAAGCAAAAAAGGAAAAGAUCGAUCCAUCCCAUUAUUUUCACAUACCUGUUUUUUUUUAUUCCAGAACCUUUCCCUUUCGAUUGUGACUAGGGAGCAGCUUGAAGUUUUCGCUCUUCUUCCGUAAACGAUAGCUUUCUUGUCCAUUCAUACCUGACGGAAACUUUGCUUGGUUGAGCCCCUCCUCCUCAGGUUAUUUCGUAUCACCGACGCUGGUAACCAGCCACCUCAAACCUCGACUCUCUCACACCCAACAUCGGAGGCUUGAGUCACGAGAAGCAUGGCGACCACAGAGCGACAGCCUCCGUCGUCCAUCGAGGGAUCCAGCCCCAGCCGCCCGACAAUGUUUCAUCGGCUUUCAGACAACGCCAUUGACGAGACUUCGGAUGCCGAUAGCGAUUUCGUCAAGUUGCAGAAAACCAUCAGCAAGGAGAGGCGGGAAGCUAGGGAGAGCCCCCAAGCUCGUUUGCAGCGAGCAUGCCCCUUCACCUUUCACCCCAAUAUCCGACCCCUCAGCAAGUCUGACUACGAAUCCUGUAUUGCGCUGGAGAAUGCGGCCUUCCCGGACCCGGCACACAGAGCUACACCAGAAAAGUUCGAUUACCGACUCUCAACCUGUCCUGAGCUGAGCCUUGGUGUCUUUUGCACAGUGGUGCCAGAAAAAGCCAAGAAUUGGACAAUCGAAACCUUGGAUACUGCCAAGCCUGUAGAAACCGAUCGUCCCAAUGGCGCAAAGAGCGUCCUCGUGGCACAUAUCGUGGCUACGCGCUGCACCGGAAACACCAUCACAGACAAGGAUAUGGACUACCCCAAAGACUGGCGAACUCGUCGCGGUCGGUCGGCAGACGUAGGACAUCAAGAAACUGGGCGGACCGUUGCGCUGCACUCCAUGGCCGUAGCUCCAAAGCUUCACGGAUGUGGAAUCGGCCAGAUGAUCAUCAAGGCCUACCUGCAACAGAUGAAGGACGCGCAAGUGGCGGAUCGCGUGGCGCUGAUAUGUCAAGAUUAUCUUGUUACCUACUAUGAGCGGCUUGGGUUCAAGUGUAUCGGCAAGAGCCCCGUCGAGUUUGGAGGAGGUGGGUGGCAUGAUAUGGUCAUCGACUUGGUGAGUUAUGAAGUGAAAGCCGUCAAAACUCCGUCCUAGUGGGUAUCAUAUGGUAUUUCAGAACGGCAACAUUCCCGAAAUCAACAUAUUUCGGCGCGUCCCCAAACUUGUGGAAUCAGAUUAGACCUUCUGUGUGGGAUCCCAAAGUCGGUGGAAAGAUUGAUUGGAUGCGCAAUCAGAACCUGACAAUCCCUAUCCUUCUUCUUCUUCUUUUCUUUCUUCAUCUUCUUCUUCUUGUAGAGUGUCAGCCACAGGUUUGAUGUUGUGGCUAUGGUCAGAGGGUACUGGGCGAACAAACCUGUGAUAUACAUGUUACUAGUUUAUCAGAGAAUCCAACUCCAGCGUUUAGUCGGUAGCCUUGUACUUGGCGCGGUAUUCCUCC